Molecule: messenger RNA, 2361 nt
Organism: Patiria miniata (bat star)
Lineage: Eukaryota; Metazoa; Echinodermata; Asteroidea; Valvatida; Asterinidae
Product: tectonin beta-propeller repeat-containing protein 2-like
Exons: 6
Coding region: 233-2059 (608 amino acids)
Source: RefSeq, a predicted model, not a curated record
GCCGGUUCCUCGGUGCAUCAAAGCAACGAAUGACUUCUUGCUUACCAACCAAAAUGACGACUGUAGGUUAUAUUAACGCCUCCAACUUCGGUCUGAACACCACUCCCAAGACUGCAGUGCAGUAAGAAGCACCAGACAUCACCAGACAUCCGAGUCAGCGAUAGCGCAGCAUUAUCGGUGGUCUACUGGAUCACAUUGUCUGCAGUUACCUCGAUUCAACACCGUCUUAAAGAUGGUCUUCAAGUAUCAUUGUUUGGUGUGGGCCCUCUGCAUCAUCACUGAGGCUAUGGGGCAAACUUGCCAGCCGGCGACCACGGCAUGGAGUCGCCUCCCUGGAGCCUUGAAGCACGUAUCAGUGGGUCUGUCAGGAGUAUGGGGCGUCAACGUUCACGACAACAUCUACUACAGAGGCAACUCGUACGGUGAGGAAGAGAGCGCAACCUGUGCGGCCUGGCAACAAAUCGGUGGGGCUCUGAAACAGCUUGACGUGGGGAAGAACGUAGUGUGGGGCGUUAACUCAAACGAUAACAUCUAUUAUAGACAAGGCAUAUCCGCGACUAAUCCAACUGGUACGGGAUGGGCACAGGUGUCUGGGGCCUUGAAACACGUCAGUGUUAGUCAAAAUGGGCAUGUUUGGGGGGUUAACGUGAAUGACAACAUCUAUCACCGCAUUGGGGCAAGCAACUGCAACCAGGGCGGGGACUCUUGGAGGCAGAUUGGAGGGGCAUUGAAGCAGAUCUCGGUGGGUAACUCCGGGGUGUGGGGUGUGAAUUCGGGCGAUAAUAUCUACCACAGGGUGGGUACUUACGGUGACCUGCCCUCUGACCCAGACGGCACUGGGUGGAGACAGGUCUCAGGCGCGCUCAAGUAUAUCAGUUCGGCUGACAUGGUGUACGGGGUUAACGCCGGGGAUGCGAUCUACUAUCGAGGGGGUGUGACGGCCGCCACACCCUGGGGUAGCACUUGGCAUCAGAUCGGAGGGGCCGCGAAGCAAGUUGAGUCUCUGUCGUGCCUGGUGUGGGUAGUCAACUCCAGCGACAAUAUUUGGAAAAAGAAAACUGACCGCCUCCAACUUCGGUCUGAACACCACUCCCAAGACUGCAUUGCAGUAAGAAGCACCAGACAUCACCAGACAUCCGAGUCAGCGAUAGCGCAGCAUUAUCGGUGGUCUACUGGAUCACAUUGUCUGCAGUUACCUCGAUUCAACACCGUCUUAAAGAUGGUCUUCAAGUAUCAUUGUUUGGUGUGGGCCCUCUGCAUCAUCACUGAGGCUCUUGGGCAAACUUGCGCUUGCCAGCCGGCGACCACGGCAUGGAGUCGCCUCCCUGGAGCCUUGAAGCACGUAUCAGUGGGUCUGUCAGGAGUAUGGGGCGUCAACUUUCACGACAACAUCUACUACAGAGGCAACUCGUACGGUGAGGAAGAGAGCGCAACCUGUGCGGCCUGGCAACAAAUCGGUGGGGCUCUGAAACAGCUUGACGUGGGGAGGAACGUAGUGUGGGGCGUUAACUCAAACGAUAACAUCUAUUAUAGACAAGGCAUAUCCGCGACUAAUCCAACUGGUACGGGAUGGGCACAGGUGUCUGGGGCCUUGAAACACGUCAGUGUUAGUCAAAAUGGGCAUGUUUGGGGGGUUAACGUGCAUGACAGCAUCUAUCACCGCAUUGGGGCAAGCAACUGCAACCAGGGCGGGGACUCUUGGAGGCAGAUUGGAGGGGCAUUGAAGCAGAUCUCGGUGGGUAACUCCGGGGUGUGGGGUGUGAAUGCGGGCGAUAAUAUCUACUACAGGUUGGGUACUUACGGUGACCUGCCCUCUGACCCAGACGGCACUGGGUGGAGACAGGUCUCAGGCGCGCUCAAGUAUAUCAGUUCGGCUGACAUGGUGUACGGGGUUAACGCCGGGGAUGCGAUCUACUAUCGAGGGGGUGUGACGCCCGCCACACCCUGGGGUAGCACUUGGCAUCAGAUCGGAGGGGCCGCGAAGCAAGUUGAGUCUCUGUCGUGCCUGGUGUGGGUAGUCAACUCCAGCGACAAUAUUUGGAAAAAGAAAACUGACUAAAAGGGAUUCUCGAUCAGGAAGGCAAACGUACGACACGCACUGCAAAUCAAAAAGCAGUGUCAAUUUGACACCGGUGGUAUCUAUAUAGGACUACCGGUGUUCAAUUUACACUGCAGGUUUGCAGUGAAAACGGUACUGGUUUGAGACCUGGUUAAUUGAUAAUCACUUGAAAUUAAUAAAUGCAUGAGUUUUAUCUUCUGCUAAGAUUAUACUUUAAUUAGAUCUAUACAUCUGGGUUAUGUGUCUUUCAAGAAACAAAUCUCAUCAUGGUUCAAAUUCUGCUGAACCUUGUCCAAUGUUAA